This is a messenger RNA of Nymphalis io (European peacock), 4143 nucleotides long. RefSeq names its product MOXD1 homolog 1-like. Lineage: Eukaryota; Metazoa; Arthropoda; Insecta; Lepidoptera; Nymphalidae. Gene Ontology annotation, cellular component: secretory granule membrane. The coding region runs from base 283 to 2478 and encodes 731 amino acids. Gene Ontology annotation, molecular function: dopamine beta-monooxygenase activity; copper ion binding. The record is from RefSeq and is a predicted model, not a curated record. The transcript has 13 exons. Gene Ontology annotation, biological process: octopamine biosynthetic process; norepinephrine biosynthetic process; dopamine catabolic process.
AAAUUCACCGACUCCAGUCCAGUCGCACGCCGGCCGUCGGAUCGAGUGUUUCGCGCAUGCGUCGUGCCGCUUCACCAACGAACUGACAUUUCGAACGUAAAUAAACAAGUGAAUGUUUUAGUGUCUGAAUUAUUUAUAAGUGUGUGUUGAAUUACAUAUAAAAAAAAUUACAUUUAAUAAUAAUAUAAUCUCAUUGGUUUCGAAUAAGUCCAAUUUGUGCAGCGAUUCUGCGAAUUAACUCGAAGUUAUGUGCUGAAGAAGAUAAAAAUAAUAAUUAUUAUAAUGCAUCUUCAAACUGUUUUAAUUUUAAGCGCUUUAUUUCUUUGUGAUGCAAAACUGCCGAGGUUUAAGCAGCACACGCAACCCAACGACUUACCAUUCAAUUCCGCACAGAACUCUCAAUCGACACAAAAUCUACAAACAGGAAAUAAGAACGAGAAAAUAAGUCGAAUAGUCGACCAAUAUAGAACACGACAUAGAAGGGAAUCCUUUGCCUCGAAUUCAUACGAAUCAGAUUUAAUAUGGGCACACGCAGAGAGGUUAGAUGAAAACGGUGACGUAAUUUUGCGGUGGGUGAAUACGGAUUCGACUAUAACGUUCAGAUUAGAAGCGAGGACCCGUGGUUACGUCGCUUUAGGAUUCAAUUCGGCGAGAAAUAUGAGAGGGGCGGACUUGGUCGUCGCUUGGGUGGACGACAGAUACGGCAACGCUCAGAUCUUGGACUGUCACGGACUAGCGUUCGAUGACCGGGCGGUUGCGGACGAGGUGCAGAACUACGAGAUGGUAUUGGGCUUUCAAAACGACACGCACACAAUCGUGGAAUUUAGAAGACAGCUGGACACGUGUGAUCGACAGGACUUCGUCAUUGGUGAAGACACAACCCAAAUUUUAUGGGCGCUUGGACCAGAAGGCUCGGACGGUGAACUUCCAAAACAUGUUGAGAGUGGUUCUCGACCUCUACGAUUAUUACAGCCACUGUCCAAACCAGACACUAUACCGCUAAAGCAUUGGGACGUUAAAAUUAAUAACCUGACAAUUCCACAUGUCAUGGCAACAUUAUUCUGGUGCAAAGUUUUCAAAGCGCCCGAAUUAACAAAGAAGCACCACAUAGUUGGCUACCAACCUUUAAUAGACAGCAGACCAAUCAGAAAUGGAAAACCAGUCCAAGAAAAGAACAGUCUUUCCCCUGUCCAUCAUAUGGUGUUGUACGAAUGUGCUGAAGACCAUGAUAAGAGGCAAUGGAAUGAGUGGUCCGAAAGUUCAGGGUUUUUUGGACCAGCUCGACCGGGCGAGCUCGCAACAUGUGUGACUCCCAUUGCAGCUUGGGCUAUGGGAUCCAAGGGUGAAUUCCUGCCUGAGAACGUUGGCAUCCCGCUAGGCGAGAAAGGAGGAGUCUCCUACUAUAUGCUUGAAGUUCAUUACGACAAUCAAGCGCUUCAUGAAGUUUUAGAUAGUUCUGGCAUCCGUAUCCACUAUACCCCAGCUUUACGAGCGCAUGACGCCGCGCUCUUGGGUGCUGGUGUGGGUGUGUCCGCGCUUCACGUCAUAGCGCCAAAACAGAACGCGUACAGAACUGUGGGCAUUUGUAGUCCAGAGUGCACCAAUAGCACUAUGCCAGAAGAUGGAAUAAAUAUUGUAUCAGUUUUGUUACACGCUCACGGUACUGCGAGAAAAAUUUCACUGAAGCACAUACGAGGCACCGAAGAACUACCUAGGAUAUCUGAGGAAAACGCUUAUGACGCUCGCUAUCAGCAAUCACGAAUUGUUCCAGGUGGACGAAAGUUCUUUAAGGGCGACACAUUAAUCACUGAAUGUACUUACGAUACUAGAUCCAGAGAUAAACCUAUCUUGGGAGGAUAUUCUGCGGCACAGGAAAUGUGUCUGUCAUUCAUAUUAUACUAUCCACGAACCGAAUUAGCUGGCUGCUACUCUAUGACUCCAGUCGUCGAAUUCUUUGAGACAUUCGGUGUUCGAGAGUUCUAUGGAUUGAGUAUGAUGCAGGUUGAGAACAUAUUUUUAUCUUCAGGGUAUUUAGAAAACUUGCCUUCAGAACUGGAAGAGAUUACAAGGGAUCACAGUGCGGAAGAGACGGCUAUGCAAGGAGACGACCAAGGCGUUGGUUUGAUGAAAGAAUUAGUAAUUAAAGAACCCUCGGAAUUCCGCAAUAAGACAUUCAUGGCGCACUUGAACGAGAUGCCUUGGCAUGAGCCGUUAUUAACCGAACAAAUAGAAAAGACCCUGUACAGAGGCUUUCAUAUGACCUUCUGUAAGAAGAGAGACGAUAGCUGGGGAGCGCCUAUCCAGAUACAAAAUUAUCCGAAUUACACAAAAAUAACGAGCAACGACGCUUCAGAGAAAUCGUGUAACUAUAAAAGCGUUAGAUUACACUCAAAAACGAAUACAACGGGUUCAUCCACGAUAAAUAAAUUGCAAUCCGUCAUCUUGGCUGUUUGGGCUUUGGUCAUAAUCGCGCGGUAAUAAAAAAAAAAGAAACGAAAUUAUUCUGUUGUUUUAGUUUUUGAGUUUUUAUGGCGAGAGCUUAUUCAGUUGUUUUUGGAAUAAUUUCCACUCGUUUUGUACAAGUAUGUAUCGAAAAAUGUUUUUUGCCAAAUUAUUUUAUAUUAUCCGUAUCAUUAUGUGUAUUUAUUAUCUGUGGAUAAUGAUUUUACAAGAGGACUCGGUUUUGUGUGUAGCAUUAAAACUUGGCAGUUGUCUGAUUGUUAUGAUAUAAAUAUAAAAUAAGCAUUAAUGUUAAGAGUCAACUCGCAUUGCAGAUUUUUCAGGCAAAUAAUUGUUUUGUACGUGGGUAUGGAAAUGUAUAUGCGCUUUAAUCGAAUAGGAAUAGGUUUUCAGGAAUAUACAUUUUUUUGAUAUCGAACGUAAAUUAACGGUAUUUAUGUAGUGUGAAUGUAUUUGUGAUAAUUGUACUUAUGUUUUUGCUCACGGAAACGUUUCAGAUAUCAACGUGUUCAAUUAUGAAUGUGUGAUCAACGAUACCAAAAGUAUGGUAUUAAUGUACUUUUUUUUUUGUUUUAACGAAUUCCUUUUGUAUUUUUUUAAUAUUAAUUUUUUAUUCAACGAAAAUAUUCCUGUUUUUUUUUCUUUUUUGAAGUAUUUAAAUAUAUUUAAACAAAUGUUCCUUUGAUUAUUUCAUCAGUGAAAUGUAAUUUAUAUAAUGAGGCGCAUUUUUUGUACAUAUAUUAUGAUAUUACCAGUUGUAUUUUGUGUGUAUAGUUACAAUCGAGACAAUUUGGUUUUUUUAUUGUAUUUGGUUGUUGGUUCAUUAAAAAUGUUAACCUCCAACUUUGAAACAAACGUACACCGUGCGUUAGAAUACAAUAUGAGUAUAGUCAGGUAAGGUUAGGGAUAGGGCUCCCCCCCAAGAUAAUCCGUUGGUAUAUUGACAGACAGAAAGAACUCAAAUAAAUGAUCGAUCAUUUUUAAAUCAGCCUUUUUCACAUCUAAGUACAUAAUAAAGUCUCGUGUACAGCAAUCUUACAUAAUUAUUGUAUGAACAAGCGAAUUGAGAAUCGACCUUAUUUUUAAUGUCGAUUUUUUGUGUUUUUUUUUUGAGCUCUCGUUCCUGUCCUUAGAACUAAACUUUAUGCCAAUAAUAAACGAUAACUUUGUAUAUUCAUACAUACUUAUGAAAAUAAAUAAUUGAUAUGCUGUAUAGUUAAUUUCAAGAGAAUUUGAUUAAGAAAAGUAAAAAAGUUCUAAGUUUUAUUUAACCUCUAAUUUAACUUCAAUUUGUCGAGGAAUCUGUGCUGAGAUGAAUACUUUUUAUCAUAAUAUAUACAAUGUAUGUUUUCUAUCACAUUUUUUCGUGCACUAAAACAAAAAAUGCACAAAAAUAGAUUUAGCCCAAAUAAGGAUAUUGUCCAGUUAAGCUUAGAGUACUAAUUAUGCAGAUACAAUAACAUUUAAAACCAUAAGUAACAGCCUGUAAAUGUUCCACUGCUGGGCUAAGGCCUCCUCUCCCUUUUUGAGGAGAAGGCUUGGAGCUUAUUCCACCACGCCGCUCCAAUACGGGUUGGUGGAAUACACAGUGGCAGAAUUUUGAUGAAAUUAGACACAUGCAGGUUUCCUCACGAUGUUUUCCUUCACCGAAAAGCACGAGAUGAAUUAUAAACAGAAAUUAAA